AUGGGAACUCGGGGAAAAAACGAGCUCCGACUGGGAAAAAAUCCAUUUGAACGGAAUUCCAACCCGGAUCUCUUUCUAGAGCUCCGACAUGCCGACCUAAAGACCACUGAAGUCAUGAUUUGGUCUCGUAUGUUCCGAGUUCCCAGUUGUCUUGAACACGGCAUUUUGCCCAAACCAGAAACCACAAAGUGUCACGCCGACAGAUCGCAACAUCCACAAUGGAACUUUCUUAUCAAUCUAUCAGAACCGCGAAUCAAGCAAGAGAGGCGGAUGAAAUGAGAACAGAGUCCAGAAGAAGAAAUCUACUCAUAUUAAUCUUUCAUCAUUUAAUGGAGGCAGGGUACAUGGAUGCUGCCAGUGCUCUGGAACAGGAUACCAAUGUCUGCUUCCGGCGGUUUGAAGUGUGUGACAAUAUAGACCUGGACACUGUGUUGAUGGAGUAUGAGAGUUACUACUUCAUCAAGUUCCAGAGAUAUCCCAAACUAACCAAGAAACUGCCAGAACCAGUUGAAAGUAGACAUGCAAGAAGUUGUGGAAAAAAGAGGAUCCCUGGAGGUCAGCCCCUGCCCAGAAUAAACUCCUCCCACAGACCCCCCUCCAGGGGUGGAGUCAAGAAGACAGAACCCAAGAUGGUGGUCAAGGACGCCAGUAAAGCUGUUGGUGAGAACGCUGGGCGCUCCUCUCCUCCAGAGCCGACAGAGUUCGGCCUGAAUGUUUCCCCCAUCAUCAGGAACGGAGCUGGAGAAGGACAGAUGAAGAAGGGUCAGCUGAUUGAUUGCAGAGGCCUUAUCCAGGAUGCAUCCAACAGUCUGUCAGAACCCACGGAGCCUCUUCUGAAACCACUCAGCGCCUUCAUUGGGAUGAACAGUGAGAUGAGAGAUCUGGCUGCUGUUAUUAGCAGGGACAUCUAUUUACAGAACCCUGCUGUGCGCUGGGAUGACAUUAUAGGCCUGCAGGCCGCCAAGCGAUUAGUCAAAGAGGCUGUCGUCUACCCUAUUAAGUAUCCACAGCUAUUCACUGGCAUCCUGUCUCCAUGGAAAGGUCUGCUGUUAUACGGACCUCCAGGUACAGGUAAGACACUGCUGGCCAAGGCUGUAGCCACAGAGUGUAACACCACCUUCUUCAACAUCUCAGCCUCCAGCAUCGUCAGCAAGUGGAGAGGAGACUCUGAGAAGCUGGUCAGGGUGUUGUUUGAGCUGGCUCGCUACCACGCCCCUUCCACCAUUUUCCUAGAUGAACUGGAGUCAGUUAUGAGCCAGAGAGGGACUGGAGGAGGAGGAGAGCACGAGGGCAGCAGAAGGAUGAAGACAGAGCUUUUGGUCCAGAUGGAUGGACUGGCCCGAUCUGAUGAUCUGGUUUUUGUCCUGGCAGCAUCUAACCUUCCCUGGGAGCUGGAUCAUGCCAUGCUGAGACGUCUGGAGAAAAGGAUUCUGGUUGGCCUUCCCUCUGGCAAUGCCCGACAGGCCAUGGUCUCUCAUUGGCUGCCUCCACUCAGCUGCACUGGAGGGGUGGAGCUACGCACCGAGCUGGCCUAUGAGAUGAUUGCACAGGCGACGGAAGGAUACUCUGGGUCUGAUAUCAGGCUGGUGUGUAAAGAAGCAGCCAUGAGACCAGUCAGGAAGAUAUUUGAUGCUCUAGAGAGCCACCAGCAGGGGAGCUGCAACAUGCCUGUCAUACACCUGGAAACUGUGACAACAGACGACUUCCUGGAGGUGAUCGCUCACACCAAACCCUCGGCCAGGAACCUUAUAGACAAAUACACUGCCUGGGAGACUGAGUACGAGUCUGUGUGACACACUCAACAUAGCAAUAUACAGUGCCUUCAGAAAGUAUUCAGACCCCUUGACUUUUUCCACAUUUUGUUAUUUUACAACCUUAAAUUUAAAUUAAAUUAUAUAUUUUUUACUUUUUAUUUUUAAAAAUUUUACCCCUUUUUCUCCCCAAUUGUUUAGUAGCUACUAUCUUGUCUCUGGUACAACUCCCAUACGGGCUCGGGAGAGACUAAGGUUGAUGUGUCCUCCGUCAUGUGUCCUCCGAUACACAACCCAACCAAGCCGCACAGCGGGCGCAUCCAACCCGGAAGCCAGCCGCACCAAUGUGUCGGAGGAAACUUCAUGCACCUGGCAACCUUGGUUAGCGUGCACUGCGCCCGGCCCGCCACAGGAGUCGCUAGUGCGUGAUGAGACAAGGAUAUCCCUACCGGCUAAGCCCUCCCUAACCCGGACGACGCUGGGCCAAUUGUGUGUCGACCCCAUGGACCUACCGGGUGCGGCCGGUUGCGACAGAGCCUGGACGCGAACCCAGAGUCUCUGGUGGCACAGCUGGCGCUGCAGUACAGCGCCCUUAACCACUGAGCCACCCAGGAGGCCCAUAAAAGAUCAAAUCAAUAAAAAUAAUAAUCUACACACAAUAACCCUUAAUGACAAAGCGAAAAAAGUUUUUAAAAAUAAAUAAACAGAAAUAUCUUAAUUACGUAAGUAUUCCGACCCUUUGCUAUGAGGCUCGAAAUUGUGCUCAGGGACAUCCUGUUUUCGUUGAUCAUCCUUGAGAUGUUUCUACAACUUGAUUCGAGUCCAUCUGUGAUAAAUUCAAUUGAUUGGACAUGAUUUGGAAAGACGCACACCUGUCUAUAUGAGGUCCCACAGUUGAGAGUGCAUGUCUAAGGAAUUGUCCGUAGAGCUCUGAGACAGGAUUGUGUCAAGAAACAGAUCUGGGAAGUGUACCAAAAAAUGUCUGCAGCAUUGAACAUCCCCAAGAACACAGCGCCCUCCAUCAGUCUUAAAUGGAAGAAAUUUGGAACCACCAAGACUCUUCCUAGAGCUGGCCUCCCAGCCAAACUGAGCAAUCAGGGGAGAAGGGCCUUGGUCAGGGAGGUGACCAAGAUCCCGAUGGUCACUCUGAUAGACAUCCAGAGUUAUUCUGUUGAGAUGGGACAACCUUCCAGAAGGACAACAAUCUCUGCAGCACUCCACCAAUUAGGCCUUUAUGGUAGAGUUCCACUCCUCAAAGGCACAUGACAGCCCACUUGGAAUUUGCCAAAAGGCACCUACACUCUCAGACCAUGAGAAACAAGAUUCUCUGGUCUUAUGAAACCAAGAUUGAACUCUAGCCUGAAUGCCAAGUGUCAAGUCUGGAGGAAACCUGACACCAUCUCUACGGUGAAGCAUGGUGGUAGCAUGAGGGUAUGUUUUUCAGUGGCAGGGACUGGGAGACUAGUCAGGAUUGAGAGAAAGAUGAACGGAGCAAAGUACAGAAAGAUCAUUGACGAAAACCUGGUCCAGAGCACUCAGGACCUCUGGGAUGGAGGUUCACCUUCCAACAGGACUACGACCCUAAUCGCACAGCCAAGACAAUCAGGAGUGGCUUCAGGACAAGUCUCUGAAUGUCCUUGAGUGGUCCAGCCAGAGCCCAGAACUCUAACAUCUCUGGAGAGACCUGAAAAUAGCUGUGCAGCGACACUCCCCAUCCAACCUGACAGAGCUUGAGAGGAUCUGCAGAGAAGAAUGGAAGAAACUCCCCAAAUACAGGUGUGCCAAACUUGUGGCGUCAUACCCAAGAAGACUCUAGGCUGUAAUUGCUGCCAAAGGUGUUUCCACAAAGUACUGAGUUAAAGGGUCAGAAUUUCUUUCAUGUAAAAAAACAGUUUUUGCUUUGUCAUUAUUGGGUAUUGUGAUUGAUGAGGGGGGAGGUUGCUUUGUCAUUAUUGGGUAUU
Molecule: messenger RNA, 3712 nt
Organism: Oncorhynchus nerka (sockeye salmon)
Lineage: Eukaryota; Metazoa; Chordata; Actinopteri; Salmoniformes; Salmonidae
Gene: katnal2
Product: katanin p60 subunit A-like 2
Exons: 16
Coding region: 219-1793 (524 amino acids)
Molecular function (GO): ATP binding; protein binding; ATP hydrolysis activity
Source: RefSeq, a predicted model, not a curated record